Physcomitrium patens is the source of this 2742-nucleotide messenger RNA. RefSeq lists its product as uncharacterized. Lineage: Eukaryota; Viridiplantae; Streptophyta; Bryopsida; Funariales; Funariaceae. The record is from RefSeq and is a predicted model, not a curated record.
CUACGAGAAGGCGAACAGGACCACAAGUAUGGAGAGCAGAGACGGCGGAUUCUGAGUCAUGGAAUAGUCUACGAAGCCUGAGUCGCAUCCCUCUAACUGGCUCCUAACCGGCAGUGUGUGCAUUGUGGGUUUCAACUAUCAUCCAUCAUUCCCGCCACUGUGCAGAUUGAACCAGAGUUGCGCGGCAGGUCGGGUCAGGAUGAAGCCUCCGAUUCCCCUUAUUGUCGUGUUCGAACUUACCAUUCGCAGCUGAGAGUGUUCCAGUCUCCAAUCCGGAACUUCUUCAGACCUCUUGGCAGUGCCACAAUCAACUUUACGUACUCAAUCUGCAGUUUGAAUUUUCGGUCUGCUUAAUCGGAUUCACUGUGGACGUUGCAUGCGUUGGCCGCGAUUCGGAAAGUUGGAGAGGUUUUUGGGUUUGUAGAAGAAAGUGCUGUCGGCGAUGUUGUGCGUAGAACCAUGCUUCAGAUUUUAGGGUUUAAGCAUGUAACUAGAUUGUUAUUUGAGGCGAAACGAGGGUGAAGGGGUAAAGUCGCGGGCUCUUAAUGCAUGAAGUUGGCGUUCUUUGGAGAAAUCUGUAAGCAUUUUUCAAUUUGUAGAUGGAGAGCCUUACAACAGAGGAUGAGGAGGACUGGCUCAGACUCCCUCUGUCGUCUACCAAGCCGGCGGUAGAGCCUCCGGAAGUGCAUGCGAAGAAGAGGCAGAAAAAGGUGGUCACCUUGGAUGAUCUUGUCCAAGAUGACCUCAAGAAAAAACCUAAAGCCAAAAGCAACAAGCUGGUCCAGAAAUUGAAGGCCAAGGCUCAUUUAUAUUCCUAUUCAGAUGAGGAGGGUGAGGAAAAUCUUCGCGCCCCUAAGCUACUCGAGGAACUAGAGAAGCAGGUCACAAAUGGCAUCGGAGAGGAAGUGGAGCCGGAAUGGGGUCAAGAAGUGUUCCGUGCGCAGUUAGAACCUCCAUCCACGCCCUGUGGUGGUACUCCUAGUCUUCACCGGGCGUUGCAAGCAUUAGAGGGGGAAGGACGUGAGACUUCUUUGGAGGGUUUAGCCAGGUCCGGGUUUCUGCGAGCAUGGGCACUGUGUACUAAACGCUGCGACGAAUCAACUUUACGUUGGACAUACCAUCAAAUGGCCUAUUCAAUCGACGAAUCUUUGGAAAGAUGUUGCUGCAAGUUCCUGAGCGAUUUAGUUUCUCGAAUCUCCACGGAUUCCGGAGCUCUAUUGGAGAUGGAAUGGCUUCCGAAUCUAUCGGAUAUUAAGGAAACUCUCACUGUGUAUGGAUAUAUGCGAAAUUCAAGAGAUUUUGAAGACACGCACAUGGACAGCUCAAGUGAGAGUAUUGUGAGGGGACCUCUGAAGAACCUGCGUUCCAUUCUUGAAUUCAUAGCUACCCUCUUUGUUACACGACAUGUGCAACCAUAUUACUCAGUUGUAGAUAUUGAAUCCCUGUUGGUGAUCAUGGUGCACCUUAGCCUUGCUCGGGAAUUGCUUGGAAUAUUGGACAAAGUCCAAGACUGUAUUCUUGCAUUGAUCCGCUAUUUCAGCCCUGAAGAAUGGUCAGAAGUAUGUCCACGCGUGACUGUGAGUAUCUCAGAUCUGACAGAAGGAGUUCAUAACGGGGUUUUCCUUCUUGGAAUGUUUAGCGGAUUAGGCAAACGCUCAGUGGAUAUGCAACGCCGUUUGGCUCUACAUGAACUAUCGAAGCUCGCUCGACGAAAAAGGCUUCUUGCAACUUCUAGGGAGGUGGCUUCAUUAUUUGAGAAUGUCAAUCUGAAGGGAAAGGUCGUUGAUUUUGGAAAGCUCUAUUAUCAGGUUGUAAUAGCGGACAUAUUCUUGUGGUGUAAUGAAGGUCCCAUUGACGAGGUAGCAAGAUCGAUAUGGAUCAAAUUUCUCGGAUUGUGUUCUAGGCAGAUCUACAUAGGUGAUGAGCGUGCUUUUGCUACCAAGUUAAGGAACACAGCUUCCUUUUUGAUGCAAAAGUACGAGCAUGAGAGUCAUGAUAUAGAGAUCUCCCAUGUUAAGGCUGCUGACGAGAACUUCCAGUGACCAUAACUGCUCAUAGUGCGAGGCAGGUUUUGCAUACCACAUUGUUUUGAGUCGUGCACCUUGGCGUGGUAACAGCGCAAUGUGUAUGUGUGAGAACCUACGAAGCAGGGAUUGUUUUAGGGCCUCCAGUGCCUGUGGCUUUAUUCACAGAAACAGAAGAUGGACUCUUUUGAUUCGUCUUUGGCGGUUCUAUAUGUUAAAUGCGCGUCGCUUAGGGAGCUAAGACCUUGACAGCGAGUUCUUUCUGCUGAGCAUGGAUGAAACACUUGACACGUUUUCAACCUGAGGAACUUCAAAGGUACGAGUAACGGUGUAAAUUUGCUAGUUACUGGUGAUGGUGGCUAAUUCUUUACUGAAGCCCCUCAGAACCCUGCAACAGAUGUUACUGAGAUGCUGGCAGGACCAGACAAGCGGUAGUUAAUGAUGGUUUUGGAAUUGAAACAAGAUGGGAUGCAGACCACCUCAAAUUUACUCUGAGCUACUGGGCAGCUGGGUGCGGAUUCAGGUUUGUCUGCAUUCGUUAAAUGCUAUGGUUAUCUUAGAUGGUCGGUAUUUUUUUAUUUUUUGUUUUUUGUUUUUUAGAAAUUAUUUGUAUAGUCUCGACAAUGAUAUAAUAGGACAGGGUUCAAGCUUAACACAUAUUUUUUACAUCGUGUUUUGUCACAAAAAGCGCUAAUCGAUAUCAUAGUUGAAAAUUGUC